AUGGCCGACACGCCCCAGCAUACGAUCACCGCCCUUCGGUACUAUGGACAGAAGGACCCGAGGCUUGAGCAAAUCCCCGCUCGCGCAUGUGGUCCAAAUGAGGUCCGUGUUAAGGUUGCGUAUUGUGGAAUCUGCGGGUCCGAUAUCCACGAAUAUCUCGGAGGGCCCAUCUUCCCACCCAAGCCCGGCGAGAGACAUCCAUGGACGGGUCAGAGCUUGCCCGUAACGUUGGGCCACGAGAUGUCCGGAGUGGUUGUGGAACUUGGGUCUGCAGUUACCGGUCUUCAAGCUGGCUCCAAGGUCUCAGUGAAUCCGGCCCUCGAUGACCGGCAUUAUGGAACUGAACCAUGCACGACUUGUCAACUUGGAAAGCGCAACAUCUGUAAACGAUACGCCUCGUAUGGAAUGAGCGCCGAAGGCGGCGGCUUCGCGUCGGAGAUCGUGGUCAACGCGAUUAAUUGCAUCAUUCUCCCUGACUCCGUCUCUCUUCGGGUUGGUGCGCUUCUGGAGCCUCUCGCGGUGGCUUGGCACUCCAUCAGGCUCUCCGGAUUUCAGAUCAAACAGACGGCAGUGGUUCUUGGGGCAGGCCCCAUUGGCUUGGCGAUCGUGAUGCUUCUCCGAGUGUGGGGUGCCCGCACGAUCGUUGUGAGCGAAGUGACUCCAUCCCGCAAGCGAAUGGCAGUGCAAUUUGGGGCGGAUGUCGUGGUCGACCCUUCGGAAAAGUCUAACGAGGACCCAGUGCUCUCAGCCAUUUAUAACAUCAACGUGGAUGGAGCGGAUGUGGUCUUCGAUGCCACUGGGCUUCAGGUCACGUUGGACACUGCCAUUGCGGCUGUUCGGCCGGGGGGUACGGUGUUCAACGUAGCAGUCCAUGAAAAGCCCUUGCAGCUGAAUCUCAAUGAUCUUGUCUGCUUUGAAAAACGACUGAUGGGUGGCAUUUGCUACACCAUGGAGGACUUUAUUGGUGUACUUCAAGCACUGGAGUCUGGAAACGCCCCCGCCGAGGACAUGAUCACGUCGAUUGUCUCGCUAAAUGAGGUGGUAGAGAAGGGAUUUCUGGAAUUGAUCAAUAACAAGGCGGCUCACGUAAAGAUCCUGGUUGAUCCUGCUAUGAAUACAGAGCUGAGAAAUUCCCGGCCGCGCCUUUGA
Molecule: messenger RNA, 1149 nt
Organism: Aspergillus steynii IBT 23096
Lineage: Eukaryota; Fungi; Ascomycota; Eurotiomycetes; Eurotiales; Aspergillaceae
Product: 2,3-butanediol dehydrogenase
Exons: 2
Coding region: 1-1149 (382 amino acids)
Biological process (GO): butanediol biosynthetic process
Cellular component (GO): cytoplasm
Molecular function (GO): (R,R)-butanediol dehydrogenase activity; zinc ion binding
Source: RefSeq, a predicted model, not a curated record